Colletotrichum costaricense is the source of this 3543-nucleotide messenger RNA. RefSeq lists its product as uncharacterized. Bases 1 to 3543 code for a protein of 1180 amino acids. Gene Ontology annotation, cellular component: nuclear pore. Gene Ontology annotation, molecular function: structural constituent of nuclear pore. The transcript has 3 exons. NCBI's taxonomy places the organism in Eukaryota, Fungi, Ascomycota, Sordariomycetes, Glomerellales, Glomerellaceae. The record is from RefSeq and is a predicted model, not a curated record. Gene Ontology annotation, biological process: poly(A)+ mRNA export from nucleus; protein import into nucleus.
AUGUGGAAACGGACUCCGAGUGUCUUCAUCCGGGUCGGAGGAGACGGCGCACGUAAUUGGGGCCCGCGUUCAUCCAUUGACAACACCUUCGAAAUCCCCUUCACCGUUGCGCCCAACCCAGCCUACGACUGGACGCGACCACGAAAAUUUUACGAUAUGUCGCUCUUCGGCAACAACCCUCUGGGUGGUCUGGGAACCUCGACUAGCGGAACCCAGCAACAGAGCAGCACAGGAGGAGGUUUGUUUGGACAGCAGAACACGACCAGCACCCAACAGACUAGCUCUACGCCUGCUUCAGGCGGUCUAUUCGGAAACCUCAAUCAGGCCAAACCUGCGACCACCGGCGGUCUCUUCGGCACAUCGACGACGGCACAACCGGCGACAGGAUCCUCGCUGUUUGGUGCGCCUCAGCAACAACAGCAGCAACAAGGCCAGCAGCAACAAUCAGGCGGACUCAGCUUGGGAGGCUUGGGUGGGCUGGGAGCAUCGACGGCACAGAAGCCAUCUCUCUUCGGCGCCAUUGGAGGUGGUCAACAAAACCAACCCCAGGCGCAAACGACGGGCUCGACCUUCGGCCAGACUACUGCAAACAACACUCUCGGCGGCUCACUCUUCCCCUCAUCGCAGCAACCGCAGCAGAAUACAAACAACCAGUCCCAAAUCCAGCAGGGUCAACCGUCAGGCGCAUACUUUGACAGCCUGUUCGCCAAGAGCAAGAAGCAAGGAGAUGGCGAAAAUGGCAUGGAGGACCUCCCCAGUCUGCAAUUGGGCCUGGGCGACCUUCGCCAGCGCUUGAAGAAGCUGGGAACAAAGGCUCAGGAGCGUCCUUCCGAUGGUAGAGCGCACUACCUCCUCGCUGCAUCUGGCGUGGAUCCUUCUACCGCCGCGAAAGACCUCGGAUCCCUCGAUCUGCAGACUGGCCGUGUCGAGAGACCCUCUGGCUACUCACCCGCCGAAAUCGACGUCGAGACGUACCUCGCGAACCUCCAGACGAAGACGACGAUGAGCAUGAUUGCGGACGGCUUAGAGAGAUCGGUCCGCGACUUUGAUAACUUCUUGGAGGACAACGUGACGAUGGAAUGGGACGCCCAGCGCAAGCGCAUCUACGAGCACUUUGGCAUCAAGGCUCGUGAAGAGUCUUCUUUCGGACCCGCUGCGUCGACAAGAGAGGCCUCUGGUGGCUUUGGUCGUUCGCGCCGAAGCAAGAGCCAGGCGACUGGAGCUCGUUCUGGCAGAGCAAGCGUCCUGGGCAAGUCGAGCAUGCAUCGCUCGGUCAUCGGCAACGCAAGCAAGAUCGGCUCUCACCAGCCAGAGUUCUCAGAUGUUGAUCGGUCCACGGACAAUGGCGGUUCGUUGACCGGCCACAUCAAUUCUGACGACAGAUCUCUACGGGAGAAGCAGAACAAGCUUUCCGAAAAGGUCCGCAACCUCAAUCAGGCGCGGCUCAUUGCCCAUCCCUAUCCCAUCCUUUCAGAGCUCGCGGAUGUCGAGCACCGGUCUCUGGACCCAUAUGCGCCACACAUCGUUGAGGCGUACCAUGCUGUUCGCGAGAUCGUCGGAGAAGAUCCUGAAGCAGAGACUACCAUCAAUGGUGCCACGGCGAAGGAGCGGCAAUUUGCCAAGAUGUACUUGGAUGAAGCGCCGAACUCUGCCAGCUCGAUAUCUAUGCGAAAGAGGCUGUUGGAUGGUGCCAACAGAUACCUUGAGAAGCAAUUCCUUCAAGAAGUCGAGGCCCUCAUCGCAAAACACCCCCACGAAGCCAACCUCGGUGGCCGCCCCGAUAUUGUCAGCAAGAUCAGAGCCUACAUCCGGUUACGUUCUGCACGAAAGGAUUUGGUGCCUGAUAACACAGACCUUCAGCAAACUGGUGGUGAAUAUGUGUGGGCCAUCGUCUUCUACUUGCUACGCUCUGGUCACGUCAGCGAAGCUGCGACGUAUGUGAAUGAUAACGGCAAUCAGUUCCGCAGCAUCGACCGCACAUUCCAGAGCUAUCUCAACGGCUAUGCUUCUAACGAAGACCGCCGCUUGAAGCGCACAUUGCAGGAUAGAUGCAAUGCCGAGUACACUCAGCGUGUGCGCAACGCUCCCGACAACUCCAUCGAUCCCUUCCGGAUGGCCUGUUACAAGAUUAUUGGUCGCUGUGACCUGAACAAUCGGAGUCUGGAUGGCCUCAACACCGAUAUCAACGACUGGAUUUGGCUUCAAUUCAACCUUGCUAGAGAGGGCGACCGUUCGGUUGAGGUGGCUAGCGAGGCUUACGGCCUUUCCGAACUGCAGUCCAGUAUCAAGGAAAUCGGAGCCAAGCACUUCCCCAAGACCUCUGCUGAAGACAACAGUGGCAGCUUUGGCAUGUUCUUCUACCUCCAGGUACUGUCAGGCAUGUUCGAGGAGGCCAUUGCGUACCUUUACCCCUUUUCCUACGUCGACGCAGUCCACUUCGCCAUUGCUCUCGAGUACUACGGCCUCCUCCGACCUUCCGAUCCUUUCAGCGCCUCCAAUGAUCUGCGCAGCUUGAACGUCAAGGAUUCUGUUCAGAUCAACUUUGGCAGGAUGAUUGGCUACUACACAAGGGACUUCAGAGCAGCCGACGUUGUGUCCGCUGUUGACUAUCUGACUCUCAUUUGCCUCAACAUGGACUUGUCUGGCGAGGCUGGCCGUCGUCAUGCUAACCUCUGCUGGGAAGCCCUGCGCGAGCUCGUGCUCGAAACGCGUGAAUUUAGCAAGCUCAUCGGCGACAUCCGCCCUGAUGGCCAGCGGAUACGCGGUAUCAUCGAGGAGCGCGGUUCUUUGAUCGGUCUGACGGAAGAGAACGACUUUAUCAACACCGUCACCGUCCAAGCUGCCAGCUUCGCCGACGAGAACGGCCGCACCACUGACUCAGUCCUUCUGUACCACCUGGCUGGCGAGUACGAUACCGUCGUCUCGAUUGUCAGCCGUGCACUCAGUGAGGCCAUCUCCCUCGAGAUUGGCGAGGAUCCCAUGCGCCUCAUGCCCGUUAAGCCUCGCGCCGCUGGCCAGGAGGCCGAGACCGGCAGCAGCCUUAGCCUGGCUUCCAUCGACGACCCCGUGGAGCUUGCCCGUACGAUGAUGUCCAUGUACGAGCGCGAUGCCAUGUUCCACCGCAAGAUCCAGGAGCAGAACAGAGUCGCCUGCCGCGUCCUGCUCGAGAUGAGCACCAUCAAGUCCCUCGUCGAGGCCGGUCAAUGGGCUCAAUGUCUGGACAAAAUCCGCGGCCUCGAGAUUCUCCCGCUCGACGCCAGCGGCGACCCGAGCAUUAUCCGCGCCUACGCCGCAAAGUUCUCCGGCCUCUCCCAGCCCGUCUCUAUCAACGUGCCGAAUCUGCUCAUGUGGACCAUCAUCUGCUGCACGCGCCAGCGCGACCAGCUCACCGGCGGCCAGUUCAGUGGCAACGAGGGCACUCGUCGCAUGAUGGUCGAGCAGAUGAAGCAGAUGACGCUCGACCUCACCACGUACACUUCGCAGCUGCGUUACCGCUUCCCGCCGCACUUGCACGAGGCACUUGCCAGAGCGUCUGCCGAGUAA